UCUCCAGUUGUUACUUUCAUUUAAUAAGCUUAUAAAAUUCAUUGCUAUUUUGGGUUUAUUUUCAAGUUGAUCUAGGCAUUUUCCAAAGUUUGAUUUGGUUUAGAGUUCUGAUUAGAAGUAUCAAUGGGUCCCAAUCAGGAGGAUACGAUUGAUUUGCAUUUGAUGGAGGAUCAGUGCUUUGAUGCAAAGAACAAAGUUAUUGAGAAGGCCGUCAAAUCUGUAACUUUAAAAGGGAAUCAAUUUAAAAGUCAAAUGGAAUAUAGUGAGAAUAGAAUUCUAGCCAUGAAUGAUCCGUCUAAUUACGAAGUAUUGAAAUCCCUGUCAGAGGAAGAUCAAUACUUGGAAGAUCAAUACUCUGAAGAUCCUAAAGUUGAUGAGAAAUUUGAGGUUGAAUUGGAAGUCUCUGAUAAAUAUUCAAAUCCCGAGUUAAAGAAAAUUCGCUUGAAACAAAAGUACGAGAAGGCUUUAAAACGGGAUGAGAAACUAGAAGCUGAGGCGGAACGUUCUGUGAAUGAACUCGAUCCCGAUAUAGAGAACCUUCAAGCUGAACUAAAGAAACGCCACCAGGCUGAAGUAAAAUCUUAUCAAGUUGUGCAAAAAACAUUGAUGGCCAGCUUUAGAAAGGACAUUAACCAGCUAGUGCGAAAGUUUGAUGCCGAGUAUUCGAUUCUGCAAAAGAUACAUUCCGAGCUUAUGAGUGAUGCUCAGUCCAAACAGGAGAAUAAGUCCACUGAUACCUCGGGAACUCAUCAGCCUUAGGAAACUUUACAGAGUUUUUAGAGAUUUUUUAAGCUAAUGACUGAUAACCAUAACAAGUCUAGGAAAGGGGGGUUUAUUUUAUCUUAAAUUUUAAUGUUUUAAAUUUAAAUUUUACAAAGUUGAAAACAAUUCAAUAAAAAUUAAGAAAACUAA
Messenger RNA from Drosophila eugracilis, 912 nucleotides. RefSeq lists its product as uncharacterized. Bases 124 to 759 code for a protein of 211 amino acids. The record is from RefSeq and is a predicted model, not a curated record. Lineage: Eukaryota; Metazoa; Arthropoda; Insecta; Diptera; Drosophilidae. The transcript is spliced from 4 exons.